Molecule: messenger RNA, 2387 nt
Organism: Dreissena polymorpha
Lineage: Eukaryota; Metazoa; Mollusca; Bivalvia; Myida; Dreissenidae
Exons: 2
Coding region: 311-1750 (479 amino acids)
Source: RefSeq, a predicted model, not a curated record
GCCUGCCCAUUCGCUCCGUCCGGCCAGGAGCUAACCUUUCAGCUGAUAAAACCACAAUACGCGAAUGCAGAGGCUGGUCUGAGGCUACGCUGGUCGCAUAUGGCAUGCCAUCCAUUUCCAACGCGGGUGAUACUCGCAAAUAACAUGGUUUUAUACAUUUAUAUAUUCAUGUAUUGCUUUUCAAUACUGUGUACUGCAACAAUAAUUAGCACCGGGACUCAAAAUCUCUUGACUGUAAAACGAUUUGAAUUUUUAGACCAAAAGAACGCAUAUCGAGAUUGUGCAUGGAGCUGGCAGACAACACCAAGUGAUGACCUCAUCGGUACCAAUUAGAAACCAGGAACAAAUAUCACAAGAUCGCGCCUCGUCAUUCCGAAAUACUCCAUUACGACCAGAUCUCGUGCAGCCACUCACCAGUCAGCAGCGAGAGAUGUCGUCACUGUUUACCAGAAACCAACCGUUGUCGCAGCAGCAGCAACAACAACAACAUAUCGCACUAUCGGCAAAAACUGUUCCUUCACGACCGGACAUUUUGCUACAGACUUUCUCGAGUCAACGAAGGCCGUCCGAAAAUGCAAAUGGAAUUAAUUUGGGGCAAACGGGCACCCUUGGCGUACACCAACUGGAGCGGCUUGUAACCGAAACUCAAGAUAAUAGGCUAAAUUUGAACGUCAAAUUUAACGGCGAUGACAAAGUAAACCACCAACGCUACUUUAUAAACGGGUUGAGAUUGAGAAAUAUCCAGCUGCGUCAUUCUACCCCAGAGGCCAAUAUUCGGUUACACAAGUUUGGUGAUCAAACACAAAUCCACAUUUUUAGAAAGAACAACAAUGCCAAUUAUGUCAAAUCAGCAGAUAUCAAUACAAAUUUUGCAAAGAAUAACGGCAUUGAGAUAAAACCCUCUCUAUCCGAGCAUUACAUUCCAGUCGCUGAAAGUAACUCAAAUUCUGCGCAGAGUACCCAUACUGCAACUGGCACACGCGAUCUGAUGAGGUCAGAUGUAUCUGCGCUCCAUGCGCAGUCUUUAACGACUGACAAUGCCGCUGUCGACACCAUAGCCUUCGAAACGAUACCGGAUGUUAGUACCGGCAUGGCAUCAGUGAUCUCCGCACUUCCCAGUUCCCAACCAACGGCUGUAGUUAAAUCGUCCAUAACUCGUUCAAACACUGAAACGCCUGUCCACGAUCCCACGACCUUUUAUACCGUGAAUACAACUGCAAACAUGAGGACCGCGAAACCACUGCCAACCGCCAAUGAAGUAAAGGCUGCCCCAUACACAACUAAUGAGGUAGAAUUAUCGUUAGUAAAAGACAUAGCGAGGACGGUUGUCGAUGCACUCAUGAACGCGAAUAACAUUGGGUUAGUGACUUACAACAGAGAAAAUGCAAGCAACAAUGCAUUACUUUAUACGAAUUCUGACAUUUUUGUUAAAGUCGAUUCCGUCUCGCAGAAAACAACUGACACUGCAAUUAUGAACAAACCAAACAAAAACUCAACCGCCGCAAACGCUUUUCCACAAAAUGAAUCUAUGGUAGCCAAAACGGGCAGUCGACCGAAUAAAACAUCACAAGACCAGGUCAUUUCUAAACACAAUAAAACAACAGUUAAGGCGAGUUCAGCAUCCGAAUCUACAACAUCCGAACCUUUGGCAAGUAUUACGUCAUCCAAUAGCAAAGACGCGCCCACGGAAGAAGCGGACGCACCCGAUGCGCAUGAUGCUGCUGAUACUGGCGGAGGCGAUGCCAAGUGAACAUUUCAAACUUAUAUUUAACACAAUAAAAUCUGUACAUUCUAGUAACAUCGGGCAAUGUUAUAAUGGGUCUUUUUCCAUUUGCAAUAUUGCAUAAAACUUUAAAAAUGUUUCAGUAGUCUCUAGUUUUGUUUUCGCGAAAUAUCCAAAAUUUCAGCUACGACGUUAUUUAUCGCAAUUUUACAAUAUCGCUGGUCGAUAUUAUUCUUUUAUGUACAAAUGAAAUGUGUCACGUCUUUAAAAAAACACUGUUGUUCGAAAGAUGUCAAUGGGAAACCGUUUGCUGAACGCAGCAUAAAGUUGGUGUGUAUAUUAGGUAAUGAAAUCGUGGGUUGAAUAUCGAGUUUUGUUGUAUUCUGCCAAUGCUGUCCUAUUUCUACAUCAAACAUAUAUGGAACAUCAAUUCGCACGUUUCUCAAACUUGCAUUGUGGCUCAUUCCUAACGACUAUCUUAUUGUGAGUGCAUGUGAACUAGAAUUGAUUUAAUAUGUUCCAUAUGCUUCAGUCCAGUCAGUCAUUUAAAUGUAUAAUGAUUUUCAACAUGCACACAUAUUUGUUUUUCAAAACAUCAUUUCACAUAAUUUUUCAUUUAAAUGUUAUAUAUGUUGGAUAUAUGUUUUAACCAUUUAAGCUCAAU